AUGCUAGCAACUUGCUUUCAUCAUCUUCUUUUUUGUUUUCUUUCUUUCUCCUUAUCUUCUUUUUUCGCUCUUUUUGUUCCCCGUUCCCCCGAUCGCUAUAUCUUAUCUUCUCCACACACUCUCAACUUUUUCAGCCGCGAACCUUUCAGUUACAUGGGAUUUACCGUAAAGCAGAAGAUAGACAUAUGUCUUAAGUCGGACGCCAACCCCCAGCUAACACAAGCUGAGCUUGCCCAGUGGGCCCAGAAGGAGUUUUCCACGUUGCAUCAGCCAUCCCAGACAACAAUUUCUCGAAUAUUGAGUUCCAAGAACGAACUCAUUGCAUCCAAAGAAACCCAAUUUCUGCUAGUACGACGGAAAAAACUGCAAAAUCCCCUUCUUCGGUCGAUUCUCUCUGAGUGGAUCACUCAGUGUAUUUGGGAGGGUAUUCCCAUAACGACGCCUGUAAUUCAGCUGACAGCUCUGUCGAUUUGGACUCGGCUUCCGCCUCAAGAGAAAGACGGGAAUGGCAUUUUCAACCACAAGUGGUGCUACGAGUUCAUAAAGAAGCUCGACAUCAACAUUACGGGAACAAAGGACGAAAUUAAUGCCAAUGAGGGCCACAAACUCAACAAGGUAUGGAUGAUGGAUGAGAAGGUGGACUUGAAGAGGUACUUGAGGGACAUCAUAAAAGCUGAAAAUUACUCACCAAGAGACAUUUUCACCAUCGAUGAGUUCCAAUUGUUCUACACGUUGCCUCUAGACCAGAUAUUUGACGUUUCUUCAGUCGAUAAAGGGCUUCGGCAAUCGGCCGCUUCCACUGAAAAAUCACUCACAAUUAUGCUUGGCUGUAAUGUCGAUGGAUCUGAAAAACUUCCACCGCUCAUAGUAGGUAGCCAUGAAUCGUUCGAUGCUUCGUGUGCUUCCGACCCAAAUUUCAAGAUGGCCCAUGCCGCUUCUACGCCCAAGUUACUCAGAAACAAAAUCUUGGAAGUUUACAACAUUUACUACAACUCCAACACCAACAAGUGGAUCACCUCCAGUAUGUUCUACGACUACCUUUUGACCCUAGACCACAAAAUAGCCAGCUUGCAACCCCAGCGCAAGAUUCUCAUUGUUCUAGACGACUCUUCGUCGCACCGGAUUAUCAACCUCAAGUUUGACCACAUUCGCUUGUGCUUCCUCAAGAACAACAAUAACCACAAUAACCCCUACAGUUCUCUGUACAGCGGCGUGAAAUUCGACUAUCUCCCAAUGAGCUACGGCAUCAUACAAGAAUUCAAGAUCUUGUAUCGAAUUCAGCAGUACUUGGAAAUGAUCCGACUCCAGGCCAGACGCUCUGAAAAAUCUACCUCGGAUAGUUUCUACGGUAACUCAGAACUAGACAAAAGCGAGGCACCCCAAUUGCCUGUGGGAACCCUCGAAGUGCUCUCGGAGUCCGACUACCAGAUACCCACCAUCAAAGUGAUCGAGUGGAUAUGGCGAUCGUGGAACUCGAUUUCCAAAGAAAAGAUUUUCAAUUCUUGGAAAAGAACAUACUUGCUUGACUUGAAGAACGACUGGGUAGCGCCUGCUCACGUUGACGUCGCCCGGACCAUUGUCGCCGAACACCAGGGACGGUCUCAAGACUCCAACGACCGCUCGUACUACAAGUUGCAAGAAAUCAUGAGCCACUUGAAUGUGGUGAUUCCAUGGGAAAUCGACGACCUUUUGGGUCUUGUGAACGAAAGGGCCAAAAUGACUUUGAGUUACGUUUCUAUCGAGGAGAUUAUAGGGAGCUGUCUUCUGGAGGGUUACCAUAAUGAUAAGCGAAAAGAUAGCACCUGGCUCACCGAUACGCAAAUUGCCAAUAGCGAAAUCCAAAAUCCAUUCAAUCGUCUCAAUGGCACUUUGAGUCCCAAUCUGGUGCUUGACAACGGAGUUGAAUCGCUUCUUGAGGGCCUAGGAGUUUCUGGAGAAAGCAACAAUUCCAACACCAUCGAUGCCUUGUUCGCGAUGGACGUUGAUGCGACGAAGUCACAAAUGGCAGCACCACAACUAGAGGACAAGACAGAUGGUGCUCCAGCGCCUAAGCGACAGCAUUUGGAUGAGUGGUCAACUGGCUGGACCCCGAAUCUAGACAUGGGAGUAAAUGCUAUUGAACUGGGUACGAGAGGUGAAUUAAAGUACUCGUUGCAAACAAUCCUCCAGGCUAAUCUCGGUCUUUCUGAAACUACCACUAACGAGCUUAAGCGCCAGCUUGAACAGGUAUCUCAAGCUGAGCAGUGA
Molecule: messenger RNA, 2247 nt
Organism: Meyerozyma guilliermondii ATCC 6260
Lineage: Eukaryota; Fungi; Ascomycota; Pichiomycetes; Serinales; Debaryomycetaceae
Gene: PDC2
Product: Pdc2p
Exons: 1
Coding region: 1-2247 (748 amino acids)
Cellular component (GO): nucleus
Molecular function (GO): DNA binding
Source: RefSeq, a predicted model, not a curated record